AAUGUUAUUGUCACGCGAUGUAGCCUAGUAAGUUACAACGUUUCAUAGCAUUGCACGCGACAAUGUAUCAUAUCGUAGCCUAGUCUAAACAGUCUUUCCCUUCACAUUUCUCCCAUCUUUUCCCAGAAAACUAUGUUCAUGUUAAUUGAAUGGGUUGAAGAUCCCCCAACCUGGGAUGUAUUGCCUGUAAAGAAGGUAAUUUACGGCGAAAUCGAGGUUGGUAAUGUAUGCGAUGUGGAGUAUUUGGAGGAGUCAAGUCCAGCCAGAAUUAUAGAGUUAGGGAGCAGAAACACGUUGCUAAAAGCACUGGGAAAACUGGAGAGAGACAGGGCAGGAGGCCCAACAACAACAUCCGGGCCAAGCGGCCGUGGUCAGAGGGAGAAGCGCCCCCCUGCACCAUACUCACCUGGUGGCACCACCAGUGACAACGAUGAGUGUGUCCCCAUGAAACGCAAAAAGAAGGAAAGGGAGUCCUCAUCAAAAAAAAUUCUAAUGGAAUACUACGUAAGUGUUCAUAUAGGACCUUCCACUUCAAUAACCCAGCAUCAAUAUGGUUCAAUCAAGUGGUUUAAUGCUAAAAAGGCCACGAAGGACCUUCUUCUGGCCGUGUUUGGGAGGAGCAUACUUGCCAGCCACUCCUACACUGGCAAACAGUCCAAUGCUUUCCGGACUAAAGCAGCUAAACCCCAGCUUAACCCGGUCAAAGUGAGCGACAUUAUAAAUUACAUCACUAAACGGUUUGGGGUCGACCAGGGGGAGGUAAAGAAGGCCAUCUCCGAGAAAUGUGCGGAUCAGGAAAAGAUGGAGAAGAGGCGGACACAUUGA
Molecule: messenger RNA, 825 nt
Organism: Alosa sapidissima (American shad)
Lineage: Eukaryota; Metazoa; Chordata; Actinopteri; Clupeiformes; Clupeidae
Product: early boundary activity protein 2-like
Exons: 5
Coding region: 133-825 (230 amino acids)
Biological process (GO): positive regulation of neuron differentiation; negative regulation of Notch signaling pathway
Cellular component (GO): nucleus
Molecular function (GO): DNA binding; transcription corepressor activity
Source: RefSeq, a predicted model, not a curated record